ACCAGAGAAAGAAGAUGUGGCAGCCUUUCUGAGUGACAGUCUGUACGAAAAAGACAUUUUUAUUGCUGUUAAGAUCAUGACGUCGUCGCCAUUCCCAGAACGCCGUCUUCAAGCUAUUAAAGAUAUCGGACACUGGGCGUGGUCUGGUGGACCACCGGUCGCCAAGUUUGCCGGGAAUUACUUGUCUAAUUUACUCGGAAUUGCUACUAAUCCUACCAUGUCAAUUGAAAUGACAAAGGYCGCCGUACAAGCUAUUGGGAACAUAUGCUGCUCUAGUAAAGAGGCGAGUCUGCGCUCAAGUACUAUAGGAGUUGUCGAAUCACUGUGUAAAUUACUUGAUGAUCACAAAGAACCUGGAUACGAAGACUUGGAAACACUUCGUCGAAUGAUAAAAGACGACUGGCGAGGAUGGAAGMACAACGAAGCGCAAAGAUUGUACACGUUUCUUGGUUACGACMGRCAAAGCGAGAGACGACAGGAAAAACUACACGAAUAA
Molecule: messenger RNA, 496 nt
Organism: Exaiptasia diaphana
Lineage: Eukaryota; Metazoa; Cnidaria; Anthozoa; Actiniaria; Aiptasiidae
Exons: 5
Coding region: 77-496 (139 amino acids)
Source: RefSeq, a predicted model, not a curated record